This is a messenger RNA of Pseudophryne corroboree (corroboree frog), 10259 nucleotides long. It is a transcript of the gene BRCA2, whose product is annotated as BRCA2 DNA repair associated. Gene Ontology annotation, biological process: double-strand break repair via homologous recombination; regulation of DNA-templated transcription. Bases 328 to 10200 code for a protein of 3290 amino acids. The record is from RefSeq and is a predicted model, not a curated record. The transcript is spliced from 26 exons. NCBI's taxonomy places the organism in Eukaryota, Metazoa, Chordata, Amphibia, Anura, Myobatrachidae.
CGUCCCUGCUGUGCGCAGAUAUCAGUGGCAGUGCUGCUGGUGACAUAUUACACCAGGAUGAGCACCACUAACACAAGUGCUGUGUCCCUGCCUGCCAGGCCAGAAGCUGCUGUAUACUGUCACCCCCGGGCCCCCAGGGUUGUGAACGAAGAGAAUCUAGACGCUACCUCACUCCCAGUCACACCUGUCGCCCUGAUUAAUUACGUAAAUCAGCCAGCAGCGGCAGCUGACCAUUCCGUCCGGGACUACAUCUCCCACAAUCCCCUAUAAGGCACAGCGUGUGGAGCAUUCUGGGAGUUGUAGGAAAAUCUCGCAGCGUAUUAGCCAAUGAUAAUUCCCUGUCUAUACACACACGCACGUCUAGCUAAGAGCUGCAUGCCUAUUGGCUGUGUGUCCGGAGAGGCGUGUGUCGGGCAGCAGCAGCGGGAAGUUGGAGCUGUUCUGUCAUGUAUACACUGGCGCUGCCGGCCCUGUGCUGCCGGCUCUGCAUGUGAUGCCGCGGACAUGUCCUCAGUGCAGGCCGGGAGAUCCGUCUUCCUCCAGCUGUUCCAGGCGCGCUGCAGUGAGACAGAUUUAGGUCCCAUAAGCGUGAACUGGUUUGAAGAACUUACAGCAGAAGCUGCACAGUCUCAGCCCAGACUAUAUAACCAUGAAGAGAUGAAAGUGGAUGGGCAGUUUGAUCACUGUUUCAAGACCCCAAAACAGAAGCAGCCUUAUUACAGUCAGUUAGACUCUACACCAACUAUAUUCAAAGAGCAGUGUCUACGCUCACCCCUGUUCCUUUCACCAACAAGAGAUCAAUGUAAAAAUCAUGUUGUGUCAGAAAACAUGAAUGACGUUAAUAAGCCAGAGAGGAUCUCAUGUGACAACACAGGACAACUUCUCAGAAAGGAAGUCUUUGGUUCCUCAAGUAUAAGUCUUGCUGACAGCCCUGUUGCCAUGAAAGAAAUAUUUAAGACUCCUUUUUGGGAUCAAAAAUACACACACAGGACACCGCAGCGCGAUGGGAAAAUCGAAAUCUGUGAUAGCUUAUUUUGCACACCGAAGUUGAUCAGGAACCAAACUCCAAAAAGUAUUUCUGAGAUUCUUGGUGCAGAAGCAGAUUCAGAUAUUUCCUGGUCAAGUUCCUUAGCUACGCCACCAUCUCCAACCGUGAUCAUCGCCCAGGCUAAUUACGAGGCUCCUAAAAUGAGGACCUUUGAUAAGAAAGAUGCAGUGAUUGUGCAGAGUCUCUUCUCCAAGUUGGAUAAUGCAGUGCAGAUGGUUUCUUUAGCCCCACCAUCGGAUACAAAGGUGGACAAUGACACACAUACAAAGAUGUCUGCCGAUUCAGCAGCACCCGAUAAAACAGGUAAUUGUGCAGUUAAAGCUGCUGAUUCCACAGAGGCACAACAAGAGAAAACUGUUCUGAACGUAGUCCAAAAUGAAGAUGGUUGCCAAGGAGUUGGAACUAUGAUUGAAGGAAUGGAAGACGUCUUGUCAAUCUUUUUCAGCGAAAAACGGAGGAAUGUAAAAAUUGAUCAUCGCAUUAAGAGAAGAAAUAGGACACAGAGUCGCGCUCGCCAAAACAAUGCUCUAGUGCUAGAAAACAUUGAGGAGGAAAAGGUAUUGCUAACACUGGAGAAUCCGCUUGGGAUAGAUAACCACAAAUACAGCAAGUGUAGACAAGGCAAUGAGCAUGAUGGGCAUCAGAAAACCUCUACUAGAGAAUUGUCUUCAUCAUAUGACUGGUCUCCACUUAACCUACCUGACUUUAACACUACACAGGAGGAGAACCUACCUAUUGAUACAGUGUGUUAUGGCUGUGCAAACAUUCCAACAUGUAGCAAUUCACAACCACACAGCGACGACUGCACUUCAGAAGCAAACUGUACUAGAGCUAUCGUGUCCAACAUACACAGUCAGGACAGAUGUGCUUUGGACCCUUCUCAAACCACACACCAUGAAAAAGGUCCUGAUGGAGACCCUGCUUGCAGAGACACAAGAGACUUUCACAGUCUAGAUGGGCUUGUUCGUUCAUCAUCCAUAGCAGCAAAUCAUGAAGAUCUUUGGAAACAUAGUGAUAUAGCCAACCACAAAGUGAAAACUGUGCUAUCUACAUUGAAAAGACAAACAAAGUUUCUGUACAGCUUAAACAGUGAGAUACAUAAUCAAGAUAGUGAAUGUGCAAAGCACAUGGAUGGGACCACAUACCAUGAACCUUCAAAUAGUCCUGAAAGACCUGAUGCCCAAAUCGGAGGAAGUCAAAAAGCAUUGGACAUGGAGAAUGCAGCAUGUGUACAUAGCCAGCCAGAAGUACAAUUAUUUAGAAUGGGACUUAGCGAAGACUUUAAAAAUGACAGUGUUGUCUUCCACGCAGUGGAUGAAAGAGUCUUGGACAUAAAUCAAACAGAAACACAUUCAAAUGCUACAGAUACAACAACAAGUGUUAAUACACUGAGUGUGGAGUCAAGCAUAACAACCACUGUUGGUGGCCUUGCUAGAAAGCUUGCAGUGACAGAAUCCCUUAGCAUCUCAGCAGAGCAUGAUAUGUUGUGCGAUAAUGCAGCUCAACGCACUAAUUCUGCACACAGCUGCACCAAUGAAAGUGUCCUAUGUUCCGAUGUGACUGGGGAUCUGCAUAUAAAUCGUGACACAAAACGGAGACCUGCUAACUCCAGCUGCAGAGUUGGUGCUUCUAAAUGCACAGAACAAGACAACAGCUCUGAACUAAGCCUUUCAAAAAGAGAUUUUGAUUCUGCUAACAAAACAUGUAACCUUUUGUAUAAGACAAAUGUUCAAGAUUUGCAUAUUUCAGAGGAACAUCAAAGAAAAGUAGAACCUCUAGCUACAGAGGACUCAUCUUUGUAUCGUGUACGUCCUAUUGCACACACUACUGUAGAUAGCAAAGACUCUUUAGAGGUCACACCUGGUCUUGAUGAUCCUGCUUUAGCAAUGAUAUUUAAGGGCUUCAAAACAGCAUCACAUAAGGAAAUAGUGAUCACAGAGAGUAAAAUUGCUGCCGGAAGUCUCUUAUUUAAAGAUAUUGAAGAUACCAUUGAUCCAUACCCAUUUUAUGGCGGCAAAGCAAACUCAAUUGAUCCGUUCCCUAAGACAGGCAACAUGAAGCCUGACCAGGAUGAAACUGCAAACAGAACAGAAAUUAAAAUGUCAAAGAUUUUGGGCAAGAUGCCAUUUGGGGAAAUAAAAGAGAAAAACCAAAAAUUAAAUAUUGCACGUCCAUCUGUACAGUCUUAUUUAGCAGAUGGUGAAAUAAAUUCACAUAUAAAUGACCAAAGUAAGAUUUUGCCACCUGAAACUAAUCAAAGCAUCAAGAAGAAUACAGCCAGUAGCAUAAACUGUACACCAGCUGAGAUAAACCCGAUAAACUUACUUGUUGCCUCCACUAAAAUACACUCUCAUUUCUAUGACAUCUUGACUGAAAGCCAAAAAGCUGAAGUCAACGAACUCUCUUCUAUUCUAGAGAACGCAGACAGUCAGUUUGACUUUACGCAAGUUAAGAAGGUGAAUAUACGGCCAUUAAAUAGAGAUGACCUACAAAUUCCAAAAGAGAGCGUUAGUGAAUCUCAGAAGCUCAAUAAUUCAGAUGUUUGGAAAGAUGUGGACUUCAAUGAUAGCUUCGCUACUGAAGGAGAAAGUAUAGAAAACAAUGUUUCUGUUGUCACACUGGCUUCUGAAAGUAACAGUCACACUGGCACGCAUGCUUGUGGCUCCGCACAUACUAGAGUGGCACCAAGCUCAUCAAUGAAGCAAAAUAAAGGAAUAUAUGGAGAAUUUAGCUUGGCAAGCGGUAAAUCUAUUUGCAUUGCUGAUGAAGGUUUGGCCAAGGCUAUUAAGCUAUUCAGUGAUCUAGAUGACAUCCCUCUGUUGCCCAAUUACCCAUCAGAAGAUAAUAGCCGCAAAAGAACACCAGAGCUAAAUUGUUUAUCAGUUUCUGAAUCUAUUGAUGAUCUGCAUGCUAAUAAAGAAUGCAGUGCUGAUACACAGGGUGUUAAUGGGAUACUACAAAGUACAAGCCCUUGCGCUGUAGAAUCCUGUCCAGAAAUCAAGGAACAAGGUUUAAUUCACAGUGAGCCCUCCGUGACGGAACAGUCGUGUUUCAAAAAUUCUAAUCUGCCUGAGAUGGAGAACAGUGACUUGUGUGGUACAAGUGAGCAUAGCAAUUGUUCAGUGUUAGCAGAGUGUGUACCCAUUUGUGAUACUGUAUCCAGUGGUUAUGGAAAACCUGCGUCAGCACUGCCAAUUGGAUUUGCUACAGGCAGAGGAAAGCUCAUUAAUAUCAAUAAAUCCUCUUUAGAGAAAGCAAGAUCUCUGUUUAAUGAUAUAUUAGAGCCAUCUGAUAAAUGUGAAGACCUCUGCAGGACACGCACAGUACAUGGCUCCUCAAGCUCGCUUCUGAAACCAAAUUCAGCUAUAGUUUGUCCCAGUGACAAAGUGAUGGAGACCACUAUAUCUGCUAUUGACCGGCCUCCAGUUGGCUUUAGUACAAUAAGUUAUAAAGAUUCAUUAGCUUCUAGUGAUUCUCUCCAGGGAGAAAGGGAAAUGUUUAAGAAUAUGUCUAGAAAAGAAGUGAAUAAAAAUGCAGGUUUGCCUCAGGAAGAGGUUUCCAUCCCAAAGAUGGCAUGUUUUAGCACUGCUGGUGGUAAACCUGUUCAGCUCUCUAAUGAGUCUUUGAAGAGAGCACGGGAAAUGUUUGCUGAAAUAGAUGACAUGCAGGUGGCCCACCAGCAAACACCUGUGAGUGUCUGGGCUGCUUCUACAGUCAAGCAAAGUCAUGAAGGGAAGAUCAAUCCCAGUAACCUGCAAGAACUACAGAAAAAUUCUCUGCAAGGAAUGGAAAAACAUGUUGAGCUCCUUCCACGGGGAGUCAGUGCAGCAUGUAGUAAAAAUGUAGCAGUCUCUCACAAUGAUCACCAGGUUACCACUGACCCAUGUACUGAAGGUGCAUCUGGUGUACCCCCUUCAGGAAAUAUAGAUUUGCCCAUGUUAAACAUUCCCAUCUCAAAGAUGACCUUUUUUAACACUGCAGGUGGUAAACCUGUUCAUCUGUCAAAUGAGUCAUUGAAGAAAGCUCGGGAAAUGUUUGCUGACCUGGAUAAUAGCCAUGUGGCAGAUCAGGAAAAAGAUGGUUCUUCAGUCAUGCAAAGAGAAGGGAAAGUCAAACCCAGGUUCCUGAAUACCAAUAGCCUGCAGGAUGAACAAAAAACUCCUAUGGAAAUGCAUACAAGUAACCUGCCUCCACUAGGCUUCAGUACAGCGAGUGGCAAAACUGUAGCAGUCUCUCAUGAGUCGCUGCAGAAAUCAAGACUGAUGUUUUCUGAUUCUGGUGAUAUGGAUGCUGUAUCAGAGACUGAACAUAGAUUUCUGCCCCCUCAUGUUAAUACUGGAAAAGUAGACAGAGUGUGUGGUGGUGCCUCGGAUCCCUUGGAACACAACAAGAGAUUUGAGAUGAGCGUAACCAAAGUCAACCGAGGAAAAGUAGCUCUUAAUCAGACCACCGCUGGCCCUUGUUCCACAGUGCUAUGUAGUGUAUCUUUACCAAAUAUAUCUGAUAUUAAAGGGGUAAAUGAGGUAUGUUUGCCUCCGCAAGAGAGUCCCAUCUCAAAGAUGGCCUGUUUUACAACAGCACGUGGUAACCCUGUUCAUGUGUCAGAUGAGGCUUUGAAAAAAGCUAAGGAGAUGUACGCUGAGAUAGAUGAUGGACAGAUAGCUGAUCUGCAACCCAAUGUAACGGUUUGGCCGGGUUCCAAAGUCAAGCAGCAUGGUAAAGGUAAGAUGAAGACCAGCUCCGUAAGUAACGGCAACCUAGAAGCGGUACAGAAACAUACUGUGCUAGAACAAGUAGCAUCUGUUGACCGAUCUACUCCCGCCUUCAGUACAGCGAGUGGAAAGACUGUAGUAGUCUCUGCCGAUUCUCUCCAAAAAGCGAAGCUGAUGUUUGCAGAUACAGAUAAUACAGCAGCCACAGAGGGUAGAGCUUUGAAUAAAGUGCAGGGGAGCAGCUUGUCGCUAGGUGCAUAUCAGGUGAAGAAAACCGAUAUUAACAGAUGUUUGUUGUCUGGGAAACAGAACACAAUGGUUAGUCAUAACAUUGCAGUUGCGGAUUUGAGAAAUAACUCUGGAAUACAAGUGGUGGAAAAUGAUUCCGUACCCAGGUUGCCAUAUUUUAGCACUGCAAGUGGCAGGUCUGUGACCAUGUCAGAGGAGUCAUUGAAGAAAGCUCGGGAGAUGUUUUGUGAAAUAGAUAGCUGCUCCUCACAGCAUGGCCAACUUGAAGGCCCUCUAGAUAACCAUUCUAAAUGGAUAACAAAAACGGAGAAGCCUAACAGAGAGAGGUUGCAAAAAACGUCAGACCUAAAGUAUUCACCAGAUGCAGCAUCUAAAAAUUCAUUGGGAUUCAGCACUGCAAGUGGGAAACAGGUGUGUGUUUCAGAAAGUGCACUGCAGAAAGUUAAGGGUUUAUUUGAUGAAUUCAGUACCAUUGAACGUUUACAGGAAAACUCGAGUACAAAUCAUGAGUCUACACAAAUCAAUGUUCUAACACCUAUUACUAACAAACCUGAGCAUACUGCAGACUCCAUUACCAAGAUCAUCAACUCUCACAAUGACAUGCCUAAUUCUGUAGUAUGUGAUAGUGUUGGCACAAAGUCAGAUGGCUCUUUUGAUGUCCAAAUGGAUAAUAUUCCACUUCCGAUGCUUGGAAGGCAUUCUACACCCUUCCAUGGCACUGGGGCAAGCAUUGCAAAGAAGCUGAAAUCAAAUUUGUAUUUUACGUCUUCACAAACCCCAGAAAAUGAUUUUGAAUUGGAAGCAGCAGAAAGUGCUAAAGCAUUUAUGAACGAUGAAGAUCUGACUGAUGCAGAAAUAAGGACAGAGAAAUUGUUUUUAAGUCCAGACAAGGCUCCAAAUAUUCGAAAUGGAAAAAGAUUAAGACCUGAUGAUGGAAUCCCACGUGGAGAACCUCCAAUCAAACGACAGCUUUUACCCGAGUUUGACAGAUCAUUAGAAAAUGAAUCCAUAUUAACUUUGAAGCCCCUGACCAGCAGUCCUGGUAAUCUUAAGGACAGAAGAAGGUUUUUGUACAGUGUUUCUUUAAAGCCAUUAUCGUGUGAUCCUGAAAGUUUUUCAAAAGGAAGACAGGAUGCCCCGGUGUCUAAGCUCAAUACACAAAACCAUUUUCAUGCUAAAUCAAGUCUUUUUCAACGCUCUUUGGCAGUCAAGGCAGCCGAUCGUAAAAGUCCAUCUGUGUUGAAAACUAAUACAGGCACACUUGUACAACCUUUUAAGAAGAAACUUUGCAUGGUGUCAGAUGAUCAGACGAAGACUCCAACAAGACAGCACUCUAGUAGUGCUACAGAAAAUCCUCUGACUGAAGAUAUCACAGAAGUGGGGAUAUCAUAUUCAGGAAACAAUACAGAAGACUACACUCAUUUGGUCCCAAACCUGCGCUGUGCCAGAGACAUGCAGGAAAUGAGGAUACGUAAGAAACAAAGGUGUAAGAUUAGGCCACAUCCGGGCUCAUUGUAUCGGCUAAAAACGUCUUCUGCAGACAGAAUAUCACUGGUGUCGGCUGUAGGAGGGAGGCGGCCUACCGUGUAUACUAAGGCUCAGUUGUACAGACUUGGUGUUGUGAAGAAUCACAUUGGAAUCAAUAGUGAACGUGCAAGAACAUUUGAAUUUCACUGCAGGGAUUAUUUCUCGAUGGAAUGUCUAUUGCCUAGUGGCGGCGUGCAGAUAGCAGAUGGUGGAUGGCUGGUACCCUCUGAUACAUUAACUGCAGGCAGACUGGAGUUCUACAGAGCUCUAUGUGACACUCCAGGGGUGGACCCCAAGCUCAUCUCACCAGAAUGGGUGUUCAAUCACUACCGAUGGAUUGUGUGGAAACUGGCUGCAAUGGAAGUGAUGUUCCCCGAGGUGUUUGCUAGCAGAUGCCUGACACCGGACAGAGUGCUCUUACAGCUCAAGUACAGAUAUGAUGUGGAAAUUGAUCAAAGCAGACGAUCAGCCAUCAGAAGGAUAAUGGAGAGAGAUGACACACCAGCUAAGACGCUAGUCCUUUGUGUCUCUAAAAUCUUUACACAAGGAAACGGUGAUAAAAGCGAAGGCGGUGACGCAAAGCAAGUGUCUGUGGUCAUUGAGGUGACUGAUGGCUGGUAUGGUAUCAGGGUCCUACUGGACACUGCGCUCACGUCUCUGCUGCGCACUGGGCGGAUGUUUGUUGGCCAGAAGAUAAUAGUACAUGCAGCAGAACUGAUAGGCUCAGAGGACGCAUGCACACCUCUCGAAGCUCCAGACUCACUUAUGUUAAAGAUUGCAGCUAACAGCACUCGCCCUGCUUGCUGGUAUACCAGACUUGGGUAUUACAGUGACCCAAGGCCUUUUUGUCUCCGUCUGUCCUCUCUCUUUGCUGGAGGUGGUAUAGCGGGGUGCGUUGAUGUGGUCAUACAAAGGAUUUACCCUAUGCAGUGGAUGGAAAAAAUGGCCAAUGGUACGUAUGUGUUCCGCAAUGAGCGGGCGGAGGAGAGAGAGGCGGAGAGGCACUCGGCAAAGCAACAAAAAAAUAUUGAAAUAUUAUUUGGCAAGAUUCAGGAACAGUUUGAACAGCAAGAAGCUUGCGCUAGGGGUACCAAAGGAUCCAAAUGCCGUUCUUUAAGUGGACCUCAAAUCUCUGCGCUUCAAGAUGGUGCAGAAAUCUACGAAGCCAUUUAUAAUGAGCCUGACCCGGACUACCUGGAGUCUUGUCUGAGUAGUGAGCAGCUCCGGGCACUAAACCAUCACAGACAAACGCUAAAUGAUAGGAAGCAGGCCCAGAUCCAGGCUGACUUCAGGAAAGCCAUUGAGUCUGCUGAACAGGGAGCUUCUGGCUGUGCGAGGAGGGAUGUGACACCUGUGUGGAAGAUGAGGAUCAUGGACUACAAACAACAGGACGAUGCUUCAGCCUGCACAUUAAACAUAUGGCGCCCAUUACCUGAUGUAAUGUCACUACUAAAAGAGGGGGGACGUUUCAAAAUGUACCAGCUGGCGGCUUCCCAGUCGAAAAGCAAAUCAACAGCAGCAGGAGUGCAGCUAACGGCUACAAAGAAGACGCAGUUUCAGCAGCUGCAGGCCUCACAGAAUAUCUUGGAACAGAUUUAUACAGAGAGACAAGUGACAGAGUUCAGUUGUUUUCUGAAGCCUGAUUUCACAGCGGCAUAUGGAGAGGUGGAUGUGGUGGGAUUGGUUAUCUCCACACAGCAAAAAACAGGUGCUGCUCCAAUGGUGUAUCUAUCUGAUGAGACUUAUACUAUUGUAGCUAUAAAGUUCUGGACUGACUUAGCACAGCUCUCCCUGGAGGAGCUCAGCAAGCCAUGUACAUUUAUCGCUGCUAGUAACCUGCACUGGAGAUCGGAGUAUGUGUCUGGAAUUCCUAUAGUGUUUGCUGGUGAUCUGUCCGUUGUUGUUGCAAAUCCCAAAGAGCAUCAUCUACAGAAAGCAAUUCAGAAACUUCGCCAUUCUGUCCAGUCUGUUCAGGAGUAUUGCAGCGAAGCGGAGCUCAAGCUGAUGAAUGUCCUGCAAGUCCGUCAUCCUGAGGAAAGGCGGUCUUUAUAUCCACACACUCCUAUGGGUGCCGGAGGCAGGAGUUCAACACCAGUACCCAGUACCAGAAAACCCCAAAUGAAUCCUGCAUAUACACCUGAUGGGAAUAAUACAGUAUGUAGCAAAAGUAGCGAUAUGGAUGUGAAGACAUGCAAGAAGAUGAAAGGUUUGGACUUCCUUGUCCGAAUACCUUCCCCUCCACCCCUCACUCCUGUCCGGCCAAUUGUAUCCCCAUCAUUGCAAAGGGAAUUUCGGCCUCCUCGCAGCUUGCAGAAGGAAGUCCUCAUAAGUGGAAAACCGUUUCUUAAUACGGCUACUAGAAGCCCCAUUAACUCGGAAAGCGGUUUUGUCGGUGAUGACGAACUAGCCAUGAUUAAUACACAAGGCCUAGUUUCAGGUUCAGAAGCUAGGAAAAUAGAGGCACAACCGGAAACCUGCAGAUCCGUCUCAGAAGUGUCAGAUGGUGACCUCCAGAAAGACAGGAACUCUCCUAACCAUUUACAGAAAAUGCCCAAACCCUUAAACAGCAAAGAUCCCCCAAGUGCGGACUCCGAUAAGACUAAAGAAGAGGGCCAUUUAAUUUACCCAGGAAAACUGCGCAGAAAAACAAGACACAAAAGGUGAUCAUAUGGUAUCAUUGCUUCAAGGAAGACACUGAAACUGUAUAUAUCUGUACAAUGUUU